Messenger RNA from Caenorhabditis elegans, 562 nucleotides. It is a transcript of the gene lbp-9, whose product is annotated as Fatty acid-binding protein homolog 9. The record is from RefSeq and is marked reviewed. Bases 1 to 459 code for a protein of 152 amino acids. Lineage: Eukaryota; Metazoa; Nematoda; Chromadorea; Rhabditida; Rhabditidae. Gene Ontology annotation, molecular function: lipid binding; fatty acid binding. The transcript has 3 exons.
AUGCUUUCUGCUUUCUUCAAGACUGCGCACUGUGCAUUGAGAAACAUGCCAAUUCAAACCGAUCUUGUUGGAAAGUGGAACUUCGUUUCCUCGGAAAACUUCGACGAGUACCUCAAGGAGGUCGGAGUCGGAUGGGCCAUCAGAACCAUCGCCACCAAGACCAAGCCAGCUCUUGAGUUCGCCGUCAACGGAGACGAAUGGACCAUGAACUCCAACUCGACCUUCAAGAACUACACCCUCAAGUGGAAGCUCGGAACCGCUUCUGACGAGAAAACCGCUGACGGUCGUGAUGUGUCGAGCGUCUUCUCCAUCGAGAACGAUCAUCUCGUCCAAAUCGAGACCGGAAAGGGAGGUGGCAAGGACUCGCGCAUCGAGAGAUACAUUGAGAACGGAAAGCUCGUCAUCGUUUGCACCUGCAACGGAGUCAAGUGCACUCGCGUCUACGAGAAGGCUGCCUAAGCAAUCGUCUGAAAUAUGUAAAAGUUUAAUUAUUUUUGUAUUCCAUCGCAUCCCACUCCGGUAAUUUUUUUGUAUUUUAUCAGCUUCCUCCAUAAAAUGUAUU